Messenger RNA from Oncorhynchus gorbuscha (pink salmon), 4395 nucleotides. Its product is annotated as hydroperoxide isomerase ALOXE3-like. NCBI's taxonomy places the organism in Eukaryota, Metazoa, Chordata, Actinopteri, Salmoniformes, Salmonidae. The transcript is spliced from 15 exons. Gene Ontology annotation, molecular function: iron ion binding; oxidoreductase activity, acting on single donors with incorporation of molecular oxygen, incorporation of two atoms of oxygen; protein binding. Gene Ontology annotation, biological process: linoleic acid metabolic process; lipid oxidation. Bases 147 to 2240 code for a protein of 697 amino acids. The record is from RefSeq and is a predicted model, not a curated record.
CUUACAGCACAUCCUGUAUUUCUACUCCGGAAUACAUUCCAGAGAAUGUCGAGCAAAUACGUUUUCCUUUUUCCACUGAAUCAGAAAGGUGUGUCAAUAAACACUUGUCAUUGUCCAUACGAGAUAACAAACUAUAUAAAAGAGCCAUGAUGUCUGAGGUGCUGAGUACAGCGGAACGAUUUCUCAUUGCUGAAUUACUGCAUCUUAUCGGGAAUUAUUUGUCUUGCAGAAUCAUCAUGGUGAAGUACACAGUGAAAGUGUUUACUGGAAAAAUGCUGCUUGCCGGCACAUUGAACAGUGUUUACGUCAAACUGGUCGGCAGAAAGGGAGAAAGUAAACGCGUGUACAUCCCUAAAACCGGCAGCCAAGGAUCGAUGAUUGAGCACAAUGUGUCCUGUCCCUCCUCCCUGGGCCAUCUGGAGUUUGUAGUGCUGGACACAGAGCCGUAUGCCCUGUUCGCCUACAUCAACGAUGACUGGUUCUGCUCUAAAGUAGUGGUGACCACACCAGAGGGAGACACGGCCAGCUUCCCCUGUUACCGCUGGAUCUCAGGCUAUGAGCGUCUGGUGUUCAGAGAGGCCACUGGAAAGCUGAUAUUCAAUGAGACCUGCCCAGAGGCCAUAGAGGAGAGAAAGAAGGAGCUGCAGAGUCGCCAUGAGGUGUACUGCUGGAGUAUAUAUGCAGAGGGUCUACCCCAAAUCAUGAAAGUUGACAGCGCUUCUGAUCUCCCUGAUGAGGUCCGCUUCUCUUUCACCAAGGAGUUGGAGUUCAAGUUCACAGCAGCCAAAGCAUUGGUGGAGUUGAAUCUAGCAGGACUGUCCACAAACAAGGAACAAUGGAAGAGCCUAGAUGAACUCAGUCAUGUCUUCAAUAGCCACAAGACUGAUGUUUAUGAAUAUGUUGAAAAGAACUGGAAGGAGGAUGAGUUUUUUGGGUACCAGCUUCUGAACGGCCUCAACCCCAUGAUGAUCCAUCGCUGCUCCAAGCUUCCAGAGAACUUCCCCGUCACAGAAGACAUGGUGAAGGCUUCCCUUUUCGGAAAAAGCCUUGUUGCGGAAGUUCAGAAAGGCAACAUCUUCCUGGUUGACUACAAGCGUCUACAUGGAGUGACUGCAAACGUGAUCAACGGGAAACAGCACUUCUUGGCUGCUCCUCUCUGCUUGCUCUACAUGACAGACAAUAAGCUCAUGCCCAUCGCAAUCCAGCUGAAGCAGGAGCCUGGAGAAGACAACCCCAUCUUCCUUCCUACUGACUCUGAGUAUGACUGGCUUCUGGCCAAGAUCUUUGUGAGGAGCGCUGACUUCGCUGAACACGAGCUGAACUUUCACCUGCUGAGGACUCACCUGCUGGCUGAGGUGUUCGCCAUGUCGACACUGCGUAACCUACCAAUGGUGCAUCCCAUCUACAAGCUCCUGAUCCCUCACUUCCGCUACACUCUGCAGAUCAACACUCUAGCGAGACAGGCCCUCAUAUCAGAGAAUGGGCUGUUCACAGAGAAUGCCAGUGUCGGAGGUCCAGGGAUGGUGGAGUUCCUGAAGAAAGCGAUGGCCUCAUUGACCUACAGCUCCCUCUGUAUGCCGGAGGACAUCACAGCACGUGGUCUGGAGUCAAUCCCCAACUUCUUCUACAGGGAAGAUGGACUCAGGCUGUGGGACAUUGUCCACAGGUUUGUUCAGAAAAUGAUUGGUCACUACUACACCUGUGACUCAGACGUCCAGAAGGACUCUGAACUGCAGAACUGGAUCAAGGAGAUCUUCUUCCAUGGGUUCCUGGCAGAAACCAGCACAGGAAUCCCUCAGUCUUUCAGUUUGAUGACAGAGCUGGUCAAGUUUCUCACCAUGGUAAUCUUCACAGUGUCUGUCCAACAUGCUGCAGUCAACAAUGGACAGUUUGAUUUUGGGGGCUGGAUGCCCAACUUCCCCAUCAGUCUGCAACAACCACCUCCCACCACUAAGGGGCAGUGUACUGAGAGCACCAUGCUGAAGACCUUCCCUGACAUCAAUACCACCGUUAAUGGCAUGGCAGCGGUGUACCUUCUGAGCAGGCAGUCCACUGACUUUGUCGCUCUUGGAAAUGGCUAUCAGGAUCACUUCAGCGAGAAGACCCCUCUGGAACUGAUUCACAAAACUCAAAAUGUGCUGAAGAAAUACAACUUUGAAAUCCAAGGCAGGAAUGUCUCUUUGCCCCUGUCAUAUACCUACCUGAAUCCCAACAAUGUGGAGAACAGUGUGGCCCUGUAAAAUGAGUCGGUCGUAUUUAUUAGGCACCAAAUGGAGGAAAUGCACAGAUGCAGGGAGAGACUACCUUGUUUUCUGUUGAAACCUGUUUUAAACCAUGUAUCUUAUGGUGUGCCCUAAUCAUUAUGACCCAGGCACUUUACUCUAUUGCGGUUCAGUCCACUUUUUCUUUUUAAUAGCCACAUGCAGCCAAGAUGAGAAGUGAAAUGUUUCUACUUCUGUGUUGUUGUGAAUGCCACUAGCUGAUUCCUUUUAUCUAAGUAUACCCUUGUAUAACUGAAUGUACGUCAAGUCCCUUCCUGUUAUUGGCAAAAACCUAACCUUUUAUGCAAAACGGGAAUCUACUGUAUUUGCUUCACCUGGACUCAGUAUGUGGCCUUCCAUUUUCCAGCUAACCACACCAGUAGGUGUGUUGUAUGGUUUCCAUAGAGACAGGUGAACUUAUUUCAGCUACCUGCCUCCCUCUAAAAAGGGAGAGUUGAGAAAAACUACCAAAUGGACAACACCUACAGACCUCACUUCCCAUAGUGCCUUGCUGCUGAAAGAACUGCAUGUGACGUUCCUGAUUUAUUAGCAGUGUAGCUUGAACCCACUCAAUUGUGUGAGAGCCAAAAGGAAACUCCUGUCCAUACAGCCAAGAUACAAUUACAAUCUCUAACUCUGCUUUGUAACUCUAUUUGCUGGCUGAUCAACAGCUUGUUAAUGUUCAUCCUUGUCUCUUUCAGUGUUCAUUGUCCCUGUUGCCCAAGCUGUUUUGUUAAACUGGUUGACCUUUACACACCGGUGCUUUAAACUGUGUAGCACACAAGGAUAUAAAAGGUGAAGAUGGUGAAAUGUGUACAUCUCCACCAGACAUUCAGUAGUCAGUCAUUAUUCUUCAUGUUACACUAUGAUUCAGCUAUUGAAAUAACUUGUCUUGUGAUUGAUUAUCCUCCCAUGAACAGGGUCAUGGCUUUGGAUAUUGAAUAGGGGACCAUUUUUCAACAAGCCUUUACUAGGCGAUACCUAAUUCUCAACUUGGAAGGCACUAGUGUCUUCUACACUUCCAUGGUUAAGACAGAUGGGUGUCCACCCCACAGACGGUCCACCCUAAAGUGCUGCAUGGCAUGAGCCUGACUCAGAAAUCAAGAGUCUCUUUGAAUGACACCCACCUGUCUCGAUCAAUGACAGAAGAUCAGACCUCGAAAAGAUGGCGGCAAAUACACUGAACAAAAAUGUUAAUGGAACAUGUAAAGUGGUGAUCCUAUGUUUCAUAAGAUAAUAAAUCAAUCCACCUGACAGGUUUGGUAUAUUAAGAAGCAAUUUACUCCAUGAUUAUUACACAGGUGCACCUUGUGCUGGGGACAAUAAAUGACCACUCUAAAAUGUGCAGUUUUGUCACACAACACAAUGCCACAGAUGUCUCAAGUUUUGAGGGAGUGUGCAAACUGACUGCAGGAAUGACCACCAGAGCUGUUGCCGGAGAAUUUAAUGUUAUUUUUUUUACCAUAAGCUGGCUAGCAAGUACCAUUGGCUGGCUAGCAAGUAAGGGAUAAGAACGUUGUCAGCCAUCAUGGUGUAACCGAUGUGAAAUGGCUAGCUAGUUAGAGGGGUGCGCGCAAAUAGUGUUGCAAUCGGUAACGUCCAUCUGGCCUCACAACCGCAGACCAUGUAUAACCCCACCAGCCAAGGACCUCCACAUCUUGCUUCUUCACAUGCUGGAUUGUCUGAGACCAGCCACCUGAACAACUGAUGAAACUGAUGAGUAUUUCUGUCUGUAAUGAAGCCCUACACCUAUUUGAACUCUGAGAAUGUAGAGAACAGUGUAGAAAUCUAAAACGACUCGGGAGAUAAAUAUAUUCAGUUUUACCUAUUUUGAUGCAUUUUCUGGGUAACGCAAAGCCUUACAUUGAAAGCAAACUAUAAAGGCAUACACUAUUAAACAUGGCACACCUUCAACUUAGACAAUGUUUUACAGCUUCGCUAAACUGUCCCAGUUCUAUCAGAUAAAUGGAAAUAUCACUAUGGGUUCAGUCAGAAUGUUAUCGCUGUAUCACAAGUGUUAACUGUGUUAAACCAACACACACCGCUACAUGGUGUCUCUCACAGACAAAGAACUUGAUGUUAUUAUUACAUUUGUAUGUGUUAAUAUCUGCUAAUAAAUAGUGUUUUUCUUACA